Hydatigera taeniaeformis is the source of this 732-nucleotide messenger RNA. The record is from the annotation of a GenBank genome assembly. Lineage: Eukaryota; Metazoa; Platyhelminthes; Cestoda; Cyclophyllidea; Taeniidae.
AUGUCUUCCAGAACAAGAACCCUAGGCAAACGCGAUCCCUUCGAACCAUAUGACACCUCACAGAUCAUCCACAUUUCGCCUCAAAUGCAAUUCAUGGUUCGUGCUAUUGUAUCCAGUCUGAAUACCUUCAGGCGGGACAUUGAACCUUUAAACGAAAAUGGUGGAAUUGCGACAGACCCUGCAAAUGUCCGUGUUCUUCUCUGCGGUGAUGCAGCCGAUCUCAGGCAGUGUGUAAAUGCUAUCUCAGAAGCGGUCAACGAUGAUCCAUUCAUACUUUCGCGUAUCAUCGUGGCCAUUGAAGAUAUUGUUCCCUUCGCUCACGAUAUUCUCGAACUCGCGAAGCCCCAAAUAGUGGAAUGGAACGAGGCCGAUUACGAGGAAUAUCUGAUCGAGCGUGUUAAGCGCCGAACUGAUGACUUUGUCAUCGGUCUGGCAAUCGACCUCUCCCCGACUAUUCGCAGAGUCAGACGAAUCCGGCAGUUGCUGGAAAAAGAUGGUACGCUGAUAAUACCGAAUGAAGGAAAGGGAUGGAGGACAGCAUACCCAGAGCUGAUUGCGAGCUUCAUUGUAGAUGGUGGCCGCUUCUUAACUAUGGUAGAUUGUGUUCCUGGAUCUGCCGAGGCUAUAAGAGACUCGGAGCUGUUUCCACCGUUGGAAAGGCGUCUGCGUCCUACACCGGGAUUGAUUGACAUACGAGAAGUAAUACAUCAGUCCGCCCCAAAGGGAAAAUAG